AUGCACAGAACCGGGGAGGUGCUCGGGCGCUCACCACACCGACCCACAAAGCCUGCUUUCCGCACAACCAAGACAUCACAAAAGCUCAAAAUUUUGCCUGAGGAUGACGAGGAAGGCACCAACACCGAUGUCGAUGAAUACCUCGGGCUAACUGGAGUGUACGACCAAAUCGAGCACAUGCGCGGUGCGCAGGACUUGAGAAGCGAAAUCAACCGGCUGAAGAACUUGCCGCCGGGAAGCCUGGCCCGAGUAACGGCCUAUGCGACAGCAUCCUCAUAUACGAUGACGCAGCUUUUCAGGCACAUUCAGUCGCGCAAGGCGGAGAACGAGACUGCGCCCAAGCUGCUUGACGAGUGCAUUUACUCGCCGUUUGUAUAUGGGCCGUCGGAAGCCAUUGCUAUCAACAUGGAGGACAGUCUUAUUGACGACCAGCCGCAGGGCGCGGCGUUCCAGGAGUCGUAUAUUCAGAUCAAGAGCGAGCUGUUCAUCUUUGACUACGGCGUCGUAGUCAUCUGGGGGAUGGACGAGAGACAGGAAAGGGAAUUCUUGCGAGAGCUUGAGCCGUUUGAGGUGGAGAAGAUUGAGGUCGACGGCAUUGAGACCGAGGAGCUCGAAUUUUACAUCAACUCGAAGGCGCAGUCGCGCGUGUACAACGAUGUCAUCUCGUUGCGUACAACUAAGGGGCACAUGGCCAAGCUGGCAAUUUCGCAUGCAAUUGCCCAGGCAACAAAGCUCUCCUUGUAUGAGAGCCUAGUCGACGAGACUAUCGAGGCUACUCGGCAUAUCCCGCAGCGCAUGGCCGAGUCGGGAACAGUCGAGAUGACGCGGAAGGGUCUGAUCAAGAAGAUUGGUCAGCUCUUCAUCAUGCGCGUCAACGUCAACUUGGUCAGCAACAUUUUGGACACGCCCGAGAUCUUCUGGUCGGAGCCCACACUGCAGCCACUAUACAUGGCCAUCCGCGAGUACCUCGAAAUUCCCCAGCGAGUCGAGAUAAUGAACCACAGAGUCAGCGUCAUCAGCGAUCUAUUGGACAUGCUCAACGGUCAUCUCAACGGGAUGCACGGCGAGUUCCUCGAGUGGAUUGUUAUUAUCCUUAUCGUCUAA
Molecule: messenger RNA, 1104 nt
Organism: Kickxella alabastrina
Lineage: Eukaryota; Fungi; Kickxellomycota; Kickxellomycetes; Kickxellales; Kickxellaceae
Exons: 2
Coding region: 1-1104 (367 amino acids)
Source: RefSeq, a predicted model, not a curated record